AAACUCAUUCCUCCCCGUUCCUUUACCCACUGCCUCUCUCAGCUAAUAGGCAUGCACGUCAGAAUCCGUGUACAGUGCUCUGACUUCAGCUGAGCGCAAGCAACUGCAGGACGGUAGUAUUGAGCAUCUCUCCAGUGAUGGCCUCCGCCGCCGUCUUGCAGAUUCGCUCCGGCUCGUAGCGUCACCCGCGCGUGGGAAAACGCCGCCUCCCCCCCACCCCCCCGCUGAAGAAAACGCGACAUGUACAGCGUGGAGGACCUCCUGAUUUCUCACGGAUACAAGCCGCCCAAAAAUGCCCCCCCGCCCUGCGAGACGGCGCGCCACGCCGACUGCCAGCGCAAAAUGGCCGAGACGGGGUCCAGUGGCGGGACGGCGAACGGCUGUGAGGCGGACGCGGGGGCCUACGUGUGCGGCAGGCAGCCGCCGGCGAGGAGCUACUCCGACGACAAUGAGCACAAGGACAGGAACCAAAGGAGAAAAGCUGGCAGCGGUAACCAGGGCGACACGCAGCCCCCGGGUGAUUUUCUUACCAGGGAUAGCGGAUUAUAUGACAGGACCAGGGGAAUGCAGUCGCAGCCCAGGGGCGAGAGGGACGUGUCCUACUGGAGGAGAAGGGGCCAGGACUUCAGUGUCUUGCUGGAUUAUGCAGACUGCAGAGAGCUCAGGGGGAGUGGCUUCACCAGGCCUACAGAGGGGGCGUGGAUAUCUUUGGGGGAGGAGCGUGGGCGUGAGAGGCAGUGUUGGGACGAGGUAGAGUGGGAGGCGGGGAGGGACCAGUGGAGGGCGACCGGGGAUAGGAAAUGCCAGAGCCUGGGAAUGGAGGAGUGGAGACCAGCAGUGGCCCUGGGGCGGCAGCUGUCAGACAACGAGAGUGUGCGGAGGACCCAGGGUCAGUCGAGAAUCACUGCGCCGGAUGGGGGCGUUGACUCCAGGACCAAGGGAAAGUCUCUGUCCCUUCCUCGUGUGCUGCUACCGGAGAGCCUGCAGUACGUGGAUGUGUCUACGCACAGCCAAUGUGCCUAUGGUGCCCAGCGGCUCAACGGCAGCCUUUCCCACAGGCCUCCCCACAAGCACCACAGCAGGGAUUGGUGGGCUGAGAAUGGGCACUGGCCCGGCGGCCACGGAGCACUUUUACCAAAGCCUAAGUUCAGCAGGCCACUCAAGCCUCCGUCCUACGAGGCUCACCAACAGACACGGGGCAGUUCAGAGAUGCUCGCUGGAGACCAGGGGCCCCACCCAAAAGACAAGGGGUCUUGUGUCCCCAGGCAGGACUCUUUUGCACCCGAGUCUGUUGGGUCUGGCAUGGAGCCUCCGGGGUACAUACCUCCUCCGUCCUAUGAGAGGCCUCUGUUACAUAGGGGAGCCCAACAGAACUACAGUGACAUGUCGGACUUCAGACUAAAAGGGGCACCCUUUCAGCAGGUGCCUCAUGGCAUGGAGUCCGGGAGGUGGGUUUCUAGACCAACAGGAGGCUCUUGGCUGGAACAGCCGAGGGACAGGAGCGCGCCCUGCAGGAAACAAGGUCUCCCGGGUCUCUCGCCGAACAAUGUGGGGUGGGUCCAGUACCUGCCUUUUGAUGAUCCGCGAGUGAGACACAUCUCAGGAGGGCCCUGUGGGAGUGCUCUGACCGAUGCCGACAAAAUUAGACACAUCAACAAAGAGCUUCCAAGUGCUAAAGUGUUGGAACAAUCAACACACGACAGUGCCUUUCCCCCUACACAGGGACAGUACGUCAGUACUGAAACUGACAAAAGGUCUCUUAAUGAGCAUAACAAUGGCAAUAGAUGGUACAGUGGUGUGCACAAAGAGAGUGGCAACUCCUUAGCUUCCAACCAAAGCUGUAAUGAGUAUCAAAGAGACCUAUCUCCCACAGUUCAGACAAGAUUGUCCGGGCAGAGCACAAAUCUGGACAAGGUGCUCCCUGAAACCAUUACGCAGGUGAAAAAAAUAGAACCUGGAAUGGAAGGGGAGAGAAAGCAGAGCUCGAAGAGAAGGGUCAACGAGACCAUAUUCUGCCUGGUGUCAGUACCCAUACACCUGCAGCCAAACAGAGAGAGCUGCGAUCAGAACAACAACCAGAAACCGGAUCAGUCUAAUCCGGAUCAGGGGAGCUCCGCUCAGAGCAGAGAGGACACGCAUAGCCAGUCCCAGUUGAGCACAUCCUUAACCGACCUUGAGCUGCAGACACUUACUGUAAACAGGAUGAAAGACACGGGCCCGAAGAGGCCCCCACCUGGAAAAGAGUCACAGCCCCUUCAUCCAAAUAACCACAAGGAGCUGCUGUACUCUGGAUCCUGGCCUGGGGACCAGUAUCGAGAUCAAGAGACCCAGACCAGCUGCCCCGCAGCCACAAAAGGGCCUCAGGGCCUUCCACACCAGCAAGCACAUGUACAAGGCCCUUCUGCCACUGACAUCAUUGCUGACAAUGGUGUGGGUGGUGACUGCAGUGCAUUUGGGUACCCUAUGAAGGGGCAGAAGAGCCUGAACCCAUCCAGCAACAGCGCUUUCUCCAGGACUGCCAACUUCCCCAGUAAGCUUUCUAAGCCCAAAGAGGAGCCACCAGCUCCCUCAGGCAGCCCCCUGGCUCAGAGGAGUGCAGCAAAACCGUCGCCUGGCAAUGGUCAGGAGGCCUUUGGCCAGUUCCUGCUGAAGCCUGUCAGCAGACGGCCCUGGGAUGCCAUUGAGGAGCUGGAGUCCUUCAACAACGAGCUGCAGUUGCAAAUCAGCAAAAGGCCCAGCGUGGACCAGUGCAUCGAGGACCUGGACCAGGCCUACAGGGACAUUUUAGAGCUAAGCACAACCAGUGACAACCAUGAAAAUGGUAAGGCAGAAAACCUUGAUUGCAACCCAGUGAAAGUGCCCCCCAGAAAACCCAACAAAAUCCAGCAUGACUUUGAGAACUGGAACAGUGAACCUGAGUAUGGGAAGGUGAGGAGUGCUUUCUCCAGGCCACCGGCAAAGACUGUAAGCUUCCAGAAGCUACCAAACGAGCCUGGCUUUAGAGACUGUGGCCUCCUCUCCCAGAUUUCACCAGAUGUGGUAGAUGACUGCGUGGUCCCAAGCUCAGACAUCCCUGUGCUGAAGGAGUCCCUGCUUAGAGAUGUGGGCCUGACGGUUUACACUGAAGUGCCGGAGGGGCCCAGGCUGUCUACACUGGACGUCUCCACACUCACCAGCCCCCCUGACUAUGAGGAUGUAUAUCAAACUUUACUACUGUCACACGAGAGAGCAGAAGCAGCGGAGUACAAGGCAAGAAAUAUGGACGUGACUCCACACAGUUCCUUCAGGACAUUCGGACUUGGGGUGGAUCCAGUGCAACAGGAUCCCUCACUCUCCAGAGCUGAGACUGAGAGAAAGGUAAAGAAAAAGAACUUGGCAUUCGGGUAUAGUGGGGAGAACAUCAUUGAGGUUAAAGGUCAAGGUGACAAGAUUUAUUUUCAAAGGGAACAGGCUGAUUUUGUCAAGUCCAAGCCUUCAGCAGAUGGAAGAAUUAAUGAAGAAGUGGCAUCAGUGUCGGACGAGGAGGCUUCUGAUCAUUUUGAUUGGCAGAAGCAGCUGUCAUUAGCAGAGAAGCACCUAGAGGAGCUGCUGAUUAAUGAAAAGGCCAACAGUCUACCAAAGGAGGACCUGAGCAAUCUGUAUGAAGUGCAAUGUGCAGAGGGGAUCCCUGAGAAGGAGUCGAUUGAGGAACGGGCUGCUAGGAUCCUGGGAAUAGAGGUCCCUGCAGAGUCGCUUGCUGUAGGGGACCAGAAGCCUGGGACAGACACUGCUGAGCCUGUAGUGGCAAUAGAACCAGAGCCUGUGAUGACACAAGUACCAUGGGAAAGUAAAGCCAGUAGAAAGUCAUUGCAAGUGCAAAGCCAGUAUGAAGAAGUUAGUGAGGAGCCUGUGGAUCCAAAUGGAUCGAGGCAGGAGGAGGAAGAGUUGGCGGAGCCUGGAUACGAUGCCCGCCUGAGUGGGACAUUGGAAAGGCUGCUCUUGUCGGUGGCUGUCAGUAGCAGCGACGACAAGGUGUCUCGGAAUGUGAGUGGUGACAUGCAGAGAUGUGGUGCUUCCCCAGAUCCUGUGGCCCUGGAGGCUGAGGUCCUGGAGGCUGUGACCUUAGAGAAUGAGGCCCUAGAGGCUAUUGUCAUGGAGGCUGAGGCCCUGGAAGCUGUGACCCUGGAGGCUGAGGCCCUAGAGGUUGAGACCCUGGAGGUUGCAGCCCUGGAACCUGUGGACCUGGAUGCUGAGGCCCUAGAGGCUGUGGCCUUGGAGGCUGAGGCCCUGGAAGCUGUGACCCUGGAGGCUGAGGCCCUAGAGGCUGAAACCCUGGAGGUUGCAGCCCUGAAACCUGUGACCCUGGAUGCUGAGGCCCUAGAGGCUGAGGCCCUGGAAGCUGUGGCCCUGGAGGUUGAGGCCCUGGAGGCUGAGGCCCUGAAUGAUGUGUCCUUGGAGUCUGAGGCCCUGGCAGCUGAGGUCAUGGAGGCUGCAGCCCUGGAGGCUGUGGCCCUGGAACUUAAGGCUCUGGAGGCAGAGACCCUGGAGGGUAUGGCUCUUGAGCCUGAAGUCCCAGAAAAGGAGGACUUGGAGGCAGAGGUCCCAGAGGCAGAGGCCCUGGAGCUUCAGACCCUGGAGGUUGAGGCCCCACCAGUUGGGAUGGCCAACUUGUAUUGUCAAGAGGCAAUGGAGAACCUUGUCCUCCAGCCAAAGGAGAGGGGCUCCGUAUCCCACAUGGAGGACCUCAUCAUUAGGAGCCUAGAUUCAGGGGAGGAGAGCAAGGACGAGGAGGAGUGGAACAUGCAGGGCAAUGGAAACUCCAUACCACAGUUUGGCCCAAGUGACACACUCCAUUCUACGCUACCCACGCAGCCUCGCAAUGCCACUGUGGCAAAGAGGGAGAUCACACUGCCCCUGGACCUCAGUGAGUACUCUCAUGAGGCAGAGUACCUGGAUGAGGAGGAGGAGGUGCUUCCCUUCUCAGAUUCCUACGACCCCAGUCGAGUUGAAAGAGUGUAGAGCGAGAGCUUCCUCUCCAUCUGAGAAUCAGUUUGCUACACUGUGUCCCUGGCCUCCCACUACAGAUGCCUUCAUCUCAUCCCAGACCACACUGAAAUGGCCUUCUACUUCGACGCAAGCAUUGUUUACGUGGACGUCCGCCGCCGUGCUGCAAGCGCCGUUCCACUGCCAGAGGGGCGUGGCCCACAACGGGGUGCAGCUCUCCUCCCUCCUCUGGUCUUCCUCACCACCCUCAUCUUCCUCUUGACCUUGCUUUGGCUUUCCUCUUACGGACGUUAUGCAAUUCUGCAUUGUGCUCCCACCUUUCUGACCACGCCUAAUAUGUAACCCAACCGGGCCAUUAUUGAUCACACACCUGUUUAGGGUUAGCUUAAGGGUACAGCUAUUGAAUGUUUGAAUGUAAGUGCUUGUAUGGCACUAACAGACAGGCAGGCGAGUCUGAGAUUGACACAGACCUGUUCUGUUGCAGAUAUUAGCCGCGUUACCAGCAGUAAAUUUAUACCAUUCAGUGUUUUAUGAAUCUUAUGCUGAAGAGGACUUCAUUGCCUUGGGCCAAGGAACUUCAGCCAUUGAUCUCAAUAACAGUCAUGCUUUGCGUUAUUACCAAUACAUAAAGCUCUUAGAUGUACAGUGGGGGUAUCUUUGAAGGUGUAGAUGAUCAGGUGGGGCCAGAUAAAGAACCCUUUGGUUAUUUUAUUUGAGUGAGCCAGAGCAAUAUUUUUAUAUUCCCUUUGCUUGGGAUUCUUCAAAGGCGGUUUGUGGUGGUGAACAGGAGUCCUUAACAGAUCCUGGCUUUAAUAGGGGUUCCUACUGUUCCUCCAUGACAAAAAUUUGAUAAAUAAGCCAGAUUUUUUCCCAUCAAAACAGCAUUCUGAACAUGCAUUGCAAAGAUAAUAUUUCACAAAAUAUUUAUUUUUGUUAUUUCAUUGACAUGUUAAUCUACAUAAUGUAAAAAAGUAUAUUUUAAAUGUAUUUUAAGAGAUAUUUUGUAUUUAACCAUUCAAUUUUAUUUUCCCACUUCAAUUAAACUUGAAGUGCAUUAUAACUGUAUAUUACCACAAGAAUAUAUAUUAUUUUAUAAAAAUUGUGUCAAAGAAUGAAAUAUAUUGAAGUUCGAAUUCAGUGUGCCGAGAACACACACUAUUUUGUUUAUGAAGGAUAAGGUUUGUUGUAUUGGAUUUAUAUCUGUCUGAAACACGAUUACUUUUAAGUUUAGCCAUUGAAUAAUACAUUUUACGAACUAAGAAAAAUAAUAUUUCAUGUCUGAAAGCAGACUUGGCAAUAAUAGUAUGUUACAUAUACAAUAAAUAGACAAGACACAUUAGCAAUGAAGCAGCUACUCUGGUUUGUGUUUUGUGGUUAUUCAAUUUACUCUAAUUAGCCGUAGUUUUAUAUAUAUACACUUUAUAAGCUGGAACAAAAGCGGUAUAAUUGAUUUGUUAUCUAUUUUGUCUUUACUUGACUGCCUUGCACAUUGCUAAUUACCAUCUCAGUAUAGAUUUAUACUUUUUAUAUUUUUUGGUCAUUAACUAAUUGCAUUCAUUACAUUAUACUAUAUGCAAGCGUGUGAUUGCUAUGUCGAAUAUUGGUUCAUGGAUUCUUUUUUAUUUUUAAAUUGAUUCCUAUAUCUGAAAGUUAUCUAUUGAAAGUUACAUUUCUUUGGUGUUGAUCAUACAGUUUAUUAUACAAACUUUUCUAUCCUGAAGUAAUAAAAAAAAAAAACCUUGUCACAUUUUCCAGGUCCCAACAGUAGUGCGAUCAGCCAAUAGAAUGUUCUGGAGUUGUGUCCAGCAAGUCACGAUCAAUCUGAGACACUAAAGCAGUUGGUCAGCGAAAGGUGGUGACUGGCUUUGACGGUUUUUAUAUGUGGCUGGGAUUACUUUGCUGACAUGUUUUCCAAGUGUUGUAGAGGAAAGGGGUGCUCAUUGACUCCCCAAACUCCCUCUCUUGGCUUAGCGUAUGCCUAGAGGACUUGUAACUAGGUGUGUGAAUCUUUUGUAUUGGAGGUUUUAUGUGCAUCAUGAAUAAUUCUGCACACUGCUGUUGUAAUAUUUUCUAUUUUCAUAUGGACUUUAAAUGCUUUUUGUACACAUAGGCAUUUCUUCCCUCCUUGCAUUAGAUGAGAGAGAUGGGCGGAGGAGAAAUAAAGGUGUUUGCAUAUAAUUGCAUUUGGUACUCUACACAGUAUUCAACCAUUAUAUUUCAUAUAGCAUAUUUUUAUUUUCAAAACUAUGCCAAGUAUUUAAAUCAAAACAAGCUAUUUUUAGAGUAUUUUAAAGGGAACUCUGUAUUUAUGGAUAUGAAAUUGACCAUGAAAUACAGAGGUAUGAGUGUGCUACCGUUGUAUAAUUCUGCUGACAGUUCAUAAAUAAACCAUUUGCAUGAAAGUUU
This is a messenger RNA of Anguilla anguilla (European eel), 7389 nucleotides long. It is a transcript of the gene jcada, whose product is annotated as junctional cadherin 5 associated a. The coding region runs from base 241 to 4998 and encodes 1585 amino acids. The record is from RefSeq and is a predicted model, not a curated record. The transcript is spliced from 4 exons. Gene Ontology annotation, cellular component: ruffle membrane; adherens junction. Lineage: Eukaryota; Metazoa; Chordata; Actinopteri; Anguilliformes; Anguillidae. Gene Ontology annotation, biological process: positive regulation of blood vessel endothelial cell proliferation involved in sprouting angiogenesis.